GUUCCCUGACAAUCUCAUUGCAUGAAACUCUGGGUCCUGGCCGAAUGUGAGCAAGUGAAGAGCGUUUGGUGGGGCCAUGGAGGAAACUGCAUCGUAAUCGAGGAAGAACUGUUUGCAGUGGAAGUCCUGGCCAAGGAAGCGCCUGUGAGAGCAUUUGGCUGCACAAGCGUGAAAAGCUUUGUUUGCCAGCUCAACCACUACGGCUUCACCAAAGUGCCACAGGACCUGGAAAGAUCUCUGUCCUUUCCUGAGUUUCUGGCUGAGGAAGAAGCAACUGCUGCCCAUAGGAAGUUACUUCUCUACUCCAGCCCCUUCUUCAGAAGAGAUUACCCAUGGCUGCUGGAGCACUGCAAGUAUAGAGCAGCUACAAGAGAAGAGCUAUGACUGCCCCUGCCCUGCAGGAGGGUCUGAAUGAGAACACCCAGAGGAGCAGCCCAGAUGCCUGGCCAACACAGGGAGUGCCUGCUGGGCCAGAGAGGAGCCUGCAGGCAGCAGAACCACAAGGCACACAGGCAGCAGCACCCAUGAGGCCCCCACCAGCAAAGCACCCUAAAAAUGACACCCUUCAAGUCCAAGGAGGUACUGCUCACAUCCUGCCAGGCCCUGCUGCAGCCUGCCCUACACUGGAACAGUGUGAAGCUCUGCUUCACUCCAUCCUGCCACCGAGCAGCAUCCAGACGCUGGUUGCCACUUGCACUCCUCCAUCACAGGGCACUCUGCCCUUUGGGGUUCCUACAUUCACACCUGGCCGUCCUCAGCAGGAGCUCUCACAGCUCCCAGAAACACCACAGCUGUAGACUCCCUGGGCUGCCCUGGCUUUCCUUGGCUCCUGCUUUGCAAUGGCCAUGAGGGCAGCAGCCAUGAUGAUGCCACCAGAAUAGCAGCCCUGUGCAGCCCCGCACUGCCCAACGUGCACUUGCAGCCAGCACCAGGCUGCCCCGGCACCAGGCAGA
Centrocercus urophasianus (Greater sage-grouse) is the source of this 953-nucleotide messenger RNA. RefSeq names its product heat shock transcription factor, Y-linked-like. Lineage: Eukaryota; Metazoa; Chordata; Aves; Galliformes; Phasianidae. Gene Ontology annotation, molecular function: DNA-binding transcription factor activity; sequence-specific DNA binding. The transcript is spliced from 3 exons. Gene Ontology annotation, biological process: regulation of DNA-templated transcription. The record is from RefSeq and is a predicted model, not a curated record. Bases 22 to 384 code for a protein of 120 amino acids.